GCGGUGCAGGGAGAGCUCCGGCGUGCGCGAAGCUGACGCUGGGCCGGGGACCCAAGGAGCUUCCCGGUUGGGCUGGCGUCUCCCCGGCUCCCCUGCUCGUGGUGUUCCUCCUGUCCAUCCUGCUGGACCCAGCCCUCCUGCUGCGCCACGAGCCCCAGGCUCUUCCCACCACUGAAACGAAGCCACGUCUAAAUAUGAAGUUCGACCCGUGGAACAUGACGCUAAGUUGGGACUGCCGAGAAGACGUCAUGGGCAUGGAGUGUGAGAUGAUUCACAAGGAAGAAGGACGCAUUAAAAAAAAGCUCGAGCCGAUGGACUGUGAGUGCUCCUUUGAGGACUACACUCUGCACCUGGGGGUCACGCUGGUCCUGACCGUCAACACCAGCCACGGGGAGGUCAAGGAAGAAUUGCCGUACACCAACCCAGGCAAGGAGGGCACCGCGGCCCAGAACUUCUCCUGCUUCAUCUACGACGUGGAAUUCAUGAACUGCUCCUGGGCCAAGGGUCCAGCCGCCCCUGACGACGUCCAGUACUUUCUGUACAUGCAGCUCUCGCAGCACCCAAACGGGAGGGAGUGUCCUCUUUACGUGGACGCCUCGGGGACACACGUGGGGUGUCACCUCCACGACCUUUCGGGCCUGGGGAGCUCCAGUUACAUCCUGCUCAACGGGACCAGCCGAAGAACCGGAAUCCAGUUCCUCGAUUUGAGUCUCGAGACAAAGGAAAUAGAAGUCUACACUGUGCCCCACAACAUCUCUGUGACCUGCAACGCCUCCCACUGCAACGUCAGCUGGGGGCAGCCCAGGACUUUCCGGAAAAUGACCACCUGGGACUUCCUGUACCAGCUGGACAUCUGCAGGCUGGGAGACUCGAAGAACGACGAAGAGAUGCUGAUCGAUGUGCCCUUGGACUUGGGGCGCAAGUACGAAUUCCCGAGCCCCGAGCCCCGAGGCAGGCACAGCGUGAGAGUGCGGUGGGCGAACAUACGCUUUGGGCCCUGGAGCGCCUGGAGCGCGCCCGUCCACUUCGGCAGUGAGCAGCAGGAGACCAGCCCCGUGUUCCUGUACCUGGCCAUCAUGCUGGGCACCCUAGUGGGCGCCGUCCUGCUUGGCCUCCUCUUUAACAGGGUGCUGGGGCGCUGCCGCCUGUUCCCGCCCGUGCCCCGCAUCAGGGACAAGUGGACUUGCACCCCCGCCGACCAGCAGAUUUCCUGGGAGGCGCUGACGAAGGGUGCGGGCAAAGGCGACGUCGAGGACGUGCUGACCGUGCAGGAGGUGACCGCAGCCCACGCGGCACCCUGAGCGCCCCAACCCCCCCAUUCC
This is a messenger RNA of Talpa occidentalis (Iberian mole), 1322 nucleotides long. Its product is annotated as granulocyte-macrophage colony-stimulating factor receptor subunit alpha. Gene Ontology annotation, molecular function: protein binding; cytokine receptor activity. Gene Ontology annotation, biological process: cytokine-mediated signaling pathway. Bases 195 to 1301 code for a protein of 368 amino acids. The transcript is spliced from 12 exons. The record is from RefSeq and is a predicted model, not a curated record. NCBI's taxonomy places the organism in Eukaryota, Metazoa, Chordata, Mammalia, Eulipotyphla, Talpidae. Gene Ontology annotation, cellular component: membrane; external side of plasma membrane.